AUGUCUGAACCGCCUCAAUCUACCCCUUCAUCACCAAUAGGUGAACUAGAAGCUCAGUUUAACAGGGAAUGUCUACCGUAUGGUUAUUUCCCACGGGAUACGUCAGCCCGUGCGUAUGUGCAAUUCCAUGUUGCCGAAGCGCGGCGCGACCCGUGGAUCAAACCGACCGAUGCGAAAUGGAGAUCGGUCCACGACAAAUUUGUCCGACUGCUGAAUUCCAAGAACAAGACGAUUCGGGAUAUCCUGAUGAAGAACUUCACCUAUCACGAAGCAGCCCUGUUUAUGCCAUCGGAUCGCCCUGAAAUCAAGGAGUUGCAGGACAGACACACCGCCCGGUACAACUUGCUCCGCCAGGGACGGUUCAAAGAUAUUGUGCCGUCCCUCAGCGUCAAGUUAACCAUGUUGUACUUUGGAGUCUCCGUGGAGCCCAUGCAAUCUCCUCUCGACGAAGCCGCCAUGGCCAUCGACGAGCGGGAGCCUGACGGUCCUCAAAUUGCGGUCGCGCCGCCGCUGCAUUUCCUGACGGCACACAAGCAUCGCAACUGGGGAGAUGAUGCGAAACGAAUGAGAGAAGAUCCAAUCCAGCCCAUCCCCGCUCCGGAUGAGCCUAGACCUGUAUUGACGCUGAGAGGAGGCGAGGCGGAUCCGGAGCCUGAGCCUCCAGUCGAGACUGUCGACUACAUGCCCGAGGGCGAAGAAGCCUUGAACUCCUCCGACAACUGGGUCUACCUCUAUGGCCUCCUCGGCUGCAUCCCAUUUGCUCCGACCAAGUGGCGAUCGUUCUCAACCGCCGUUCGGCAGCUGUUGUCCCUUCGCUUCAGCGAUGAUCGGCCACGCUACUUCAUCUUUACCCAGUUUGAUAAGGAGACUAGCCAGAUGCUCAACCACGUCAAAGAACCCUUGCCUCUCACCAAAGACAGCGCAGUGAUGAAGUUCAUACAGAAACAUUGCGCUGCUCCCACACACACUCGAGAUUGCUGCGCCUUCUUCGUCAAGGAAGCCACCGACGAGCGUCGAGAUCUCUCCUGGGAGCCUCAGCCCGAACAGUUCCAGGCAGACCUCGUAAAGAUCGGAUACCCCGUCUUCCCAAAAGAGCAAGAACUCAAAUUACACGGCAUUUUUCCUUACACUGAAGAGGCCGACCCGGAGGCAAAGAUGGUCCGCUAUGCGUACCUAGCGUUCCCCAAGACCAAGGGGGAGGAGGAUUUCGCCAUCAACAACUUCAACGCGAACCAAUUCAACCAACAUUUCCAGACCGCCGUCGAAGUAUUGGUUGGGCGGCCCGAGGGAUCCUUUCUCCGCGGCAUCUAUUGGUUGCGAGACGACAAAAAUGGCCCUUUUGUUUCAGAUCCGGAGCCUCAAGAUAUGAUUUAUGGUGCAAUGGGCCUAAAGUUCUCUGUGUGGGAAAGGCUUCACCCUCUGAAAAACCCUCGAGGCCGGUGGACACUGAGGGUAACCCCUUUGGAAGAAGACGAGAUCGCCCUCGUUGCGCCAAACGCCCAUCCCAAAUCCUGUCAUAUUUUAACUCGUGAACCCCUGGGAAAAUCGCCAUUCCCUAAGGCCGUUUCUACGAUCAAGUCACUGGCGAGUGACUACAAAGAUGACGGAAAUACUGCUGCAAAGCAAAUUCGGCUCCUCCCUGGCGCCACCGCUCUUGGCGAGGUCAUUGAUCGAGAUCAGGAAGGCUUGAUUUACCCCUGUGCCCCUGGAGCGGGCGAAGCUGCUGAGGUCGGCAAGUUUCUCCAGAAACUUAUCGACGACAAGGCAGAGCCAUUCGUCUUGGUUCAUCCGAUUUGGGAGCCUGGAGAGUUGCAAUUCGUUCCCAGCUGGGUUGAGAAGCCGACACCCGGCCAGCUUGUGAAUAUACCUGACCUGGGUUCCUCCUUGUGGGAUUUCAUCGACUCCAUCCAUUUGCUGGCCCGAGUUGGGGGUCAACCGGAUGUCUACGGUCCAGACGUCGACUGUGUCGUUCUCAAAUCACGGAAUUGCAAGGAUAAGAGGAGUGAUGUCGAAUUCCCGUCCUUCGUCAUCACACCCAAGAGCAAAGACGACGAUUGGUAUCGAAUCCGCGCGCAGAUCAGAGUCCGUGAAGUACUGGUGACAAUCAAGGGCAAAAUCGACACUGAUUGGAAAUCGUCCAUUGCCAAGAGCAACAUCUGGGGUCCGAGGAUCUUUACAGGAAUACGACACUGGGAUCCUAUGGAAGAAUGGGAACUAGAACGAGGAUUUUUUCGAGCCCAACGUGAGGAGCCCGGAAAACUCUCAGAGGUAAUCCCUCAAACCAGAGGUCCAGGACACGGCUACAGAUUCGACGGAGGUGGCACUGGCUCGACACAUCCAGAGCUCGAGGAACCUGUAGAAAUCGAAGGUGGUUUCAAGCCCGACCGGCCGCGAAGUCCUCACCCCGUGGAUUCAGAAGAGCGCUUAGAGACUUGGUCUGAGCAGCCGAGCAUCCAUGACCGCCCGGAUGCGCAUGCUUGGCUCGGCCUAGGAGGCUAUCCCCCUCUACCCAAGAUCCCCAUCAACGCGCCCCCGGUCGAGGCCAUUCUGCGUACCACAAGCUCCGUCCCGAUGGUCUCCAAGGCCGUCUUGACGGUGACGGAGCAGCAAAAGCUCCAGAAAAACUUCUGGGCCUUGCGCAACUUCAUCUUGGGGCGCUCGGUCAAGUGCCAAUACAAGAACUGCGAGUUUUCGUAUCGAGUUGAUAGACCAGCCGACAUAGAAGACCACCUCAUGAAAGAGCAUCGGGCGGACAAGUGUAUGUGGUGCGACGAGCCGCUCUGGGAGUUCUGGGACCACGAGCAGAAGCUGCAUCAUCUUCAAACGGAGCAUCGGGCUAUCAUGGCCGAGGCAGCCAAAGCCCCUGCAACUAAGACCGCAGCCGCACCUACAGCUGCAACUCGCCCCGGCAGACCUGGAGUGGGAUCUCAGGCUGAAGGUUCCGUUCAGGCACGUUUGUCGGGGCUCGCAAGUCGAUGGGUGGCCGCCAAACAAGCCCAGAAACAGCCCGCUGGCCAGCCAGGCCGCCCCAAGGGUCCUCCUCGUCAGUUGGUCUAUCCCUUUGUCAAUUGGUACGACUUUCCGGGGCCGGUUGUAUGCCGAGACCCUCCCGAAAUGUGCCGCGUUGAACACUGUCCAAGGCCGGACGUUCGUCAGCUUGAUGGAGAGGGCAUGUAUCAGCACUUUCAAGACUACCACAAAGACGAUGUGGAGACGCUUUGCCCCUUCUGCAUGCUCCGUUUCUUUGAACGAAAGGUCGAUGAAGACGGAGUCGGUACUUUAGCGAUUCGGCCGCGGGAGGACAUCAUCAAGCACUUUGAGUGUCAUAUCUAUCGCCUCUGGGAUAAGAUACGCGGUCCACGACAAAGUCAACCAUCAGAAACACAGUCGUCGACUUCAGUGGACCCAGCUGCAUCCACGAGUACGAAUCAAGAUGUUACACUCGUCAGAACAUGUCCAUUCUUCGAAGACUGCGGUGCCGUUGUGACGCUCAUGACGAAGGAGCAGCUCAAGGAACAUCUUCGAGCCAACCACAUGGAACAUGUCCACCCCCCUCGUCCAUCACGUUUUGGUCUUCCAGGAUCACUUGAUAGGGCACAAGAUAAUCCAGAAGAACAGACGGAGGAUGGUACGCCAGUUCGGUCUGUAAGGGCUGCGGCGAACCGAGGAACUAAGAGACCUCGCGAGUCACGCAGAAUCGCUGAGAGGAAGGAUUCACAGGAUAUUCCCACCACCGAUGCUUCGAGAGGAAGAACCCCGGCGAGAAAACCUGCCUCUAAACUUGGCACGGUGAAAGCCUCCAUUGAGCAGGAAGAGUCCGACGGUGAGAGAAGACGCGCGCCAUCUCCAGACUGGGACGCGAAGCUUGGCCCGGCGGACCCUGACUUCGAGCCCGAAGAAGGCCUGUACUGCUCCAGGUGUCUUCGCAAGGCACCUAAGAAGCGCGACAGAAGCCCAGGAAACCCUGAUAUGAGCACCGCCGAGGAAGUAGAAUACCACAUGGCAGGAGAUCGCAGCUGCAGAAUCCGCAGAGGACUGGGUGAUGUUGAGACCAUCCCGAACCGCAGCGGUUGGGUGUCGAUCAACCGGGGCCAGGGCGAUAUCAAGAAGAAGUUCUUAAAGAAGUACCCAGCAUAUGCCAAGACAAUCUAUCCGACAGCGGGCGAUAACAACGCCUCACUCUGGCGGUCCGACCCCAACAACGAAGACAACAAGGACGCGUGGAAUCUUCCCUGGCCACCAUUCAGAGGCCGGCCGCCGUUCCCCGAGGACGAGGAGUCCCCAGUUCAUGACGAGGCUGAAGGCGAGGUCCGGAGUAGGAAACGCCACAAGGGGUCUAAGAAGCCUCACGAUCCGGCGUACAAGUACGCCACUGACGAGGACGAUGACCUCGAGUCAGAUGGCGACGACAGCUCGGAGGUUCAGGACCCGAACUCCAAACCCGGCGAGAGCAGCGGCGCCCACAAAAAGAAGAGACGGGGGUCAAGGGGCCCUUUGGAUCCGUUGUACAAGUACCGCCGUGACGUGGACGUGGACGAUGACCUGAAGCCCGAUUUCGACGACACCGACGAGAUCCGAGAAAUGAGCGCCAGCCUCGAAGAGAGCGGCAACAAGGAAAUGGGCAAGGGGAAGCGGAAGCUCGCCGAAGCAGCCGCAACCGCAACUGCAACCGCAACGCCGUCCGCGUCUGGUCAAGGAGAGCAGACUCCCGAGGCUCCCCAGGUCGGACCACCGCCGAAGAAGGCCAAAGCGAGCGAAAUCGUCAAAGCAGCGGAGAAGAAGACACGGGGUAAGCAGCUCAAGGCUAAGCCAAGCGCUCCGCCGAGUCGUGCCUCCAGUAGACAACGAGCGAGAAGGGAGAGCAGUGUGGCGAGCUCUAGCAAGAAAUAG
Molecule: messenger RNA, 4890 nt
Organism: Ilyonectria robusta
Lineage: Eukaryota; Fungi; Ascomycota; Sordariomycetes; Hypocreales; Nectriaceae
Exons: 5
Coding region: 1-4890 (1629 amino acids)
Source: RefSeq, a predicted model, not a curated record